Molecule: messenger RNA, 663 nt
Organism: Centruroides sculpturatus (bark scorpion)
Lineage: Eukaryota; Metazoa; Arthropoda; Arachnida; Scorpiones; Buthidae
Exons: 2
Coding region: 263-640 (125 amino acids)
Source: RefSeq, a predicted model, not a curated record
CAGAUUAUCGUUAGAUAUUUGGCUGUGAAUGGUACAGUUUCUAAGAGUUAACAUUAAGUAAACAUAUUUCUUAAAAUUUUUUAAAUAUAAUAUUUUCAAUUGGUGUCUACUUAACCAAUGAAAUUGUGCCAUUUCGUACCUUCCAAGUAUGGCAGUCAAGUUCAAAAAUCACAAACGUUUAUAUUAACGAUUAAAACUUACAUACAGUUAGGACGUUACAAAAAUAAAACAAUUACAGUAAUCCAGAUAUAGCAAAGUUCAAAUGUCAAUUAAACCACAACAACAGGUCCGUCGAAAAGGACUCCUUGCGACGUAUUCCUUCAGACGUUGGUUACCGCAUAGCGAGACGAAACAAUUCCGACAGUUUCUCGGGGACAUCGCGGCCGAGGGACCCGGGGACCCGGGCCCCGGUCGUCAGGGUCUCCAACUCCGGACGAUCGGUGUGCCCGCGGAUCAACAUCUGCCGCCGGACGAGCCCUAUUUCGAUGUUCCCGUGCACGAGGGCGACGAAGAGGAACGGCAGGGGGAUGACGACCGCCCAACAACAUCGGGCGCCAACAACACCUUCGUCAUCGACCCCCAGGACCUAGCCGAGGCGGAGACCAGCGGCCUCACCCACGCAACAUCGGAAAUAGGCUAGGUGUCGCCAGGUAGCGAAAGGAC